Opisthorchis viverrini is the source of this 786-nucleotide messenger RNA. RefSeq lists its product as hypothetical. Bases 1 to 786 code for a protein of 261 amino acids. The record is from RefSeq and is a predicted model, not a curated record. The transcript is spliced from 3 exons. Lineage: Eukaryota; Metazoa; Platyhelminthes; Trematoda; Opisthorchiida; Opisthorchiidae.
AUGGAGUAUAAAGGAACGAACACUAUGUUUAAGAAUUCGGAUAAAGCUAUGGAUCUUUAUGAGAACAACAGCCACAGCAGCCCAAAUUUGGACAAAGACCCUCCGGCUGCAAGCCCUCAAAACAAACCGUUGCCUACACGUUCACCUUUGAGCAGUAGGUUUAACCAGCCACCAAAACCCAUGCAUUGUGCGAAGUCCACUGAAUCCUGCAGUUAUGAUGCAAGUGAUUAUUCGAUCAACCGAGCCAGUUCGACCGUGAAGUUGGAGGCUAGUCUUAAUUUGGACACUACUACUGAUGAACAGUCUAGUGUAUUUGAAAGAAUGCCACAGAGAUUAAUACAGAUGGACAAACCUUCUCAGUUAUCGGCUCCAAUGACUCCCGUUCGCCGGAAGCUACAACGUCAAACAGCUACUGCUGGGCAGAGAAACUUUACUUCCUCGCUACUAAGCACUCGUGGAUCAUCUGGUGGGAGCUUUGAACAACAAUCGCAGGAACGGGUUAUUCAAUCGAUCAGAGUCAAUAAAUCACACCCGAAAUUAUUUCAGUCGAACAAAGUCAUGUCUUCAGCCUGGAAAUACGUAAAAAGACAACUGUCACAGACCGAGCUGCGUCCAAAUGCUCGAAACAAAUGUAGGAAUAUGCACCACGAAGAACCAAUGAUCUGUUCAAACAGCCCACCUAACAAUCGCCUCCGACGUCUGAAAGACCCAGUUGUUGCAGGCACAACUCCAGCACAUAUCUUAAAGCUCAAUGAGUCUCUGUUAGGAUGUUUGUCUCAAAUUUAA